AUGCUCAGGGUCGCGGGCAGGCGCCUCUCGUCCGCUCUCGCCUGGCGCCCCGCCGCCGCCGCCGCCGCCGGCAACCGGGGCCCUCUCGCCGGUACACUACCCGGCCGCGACGACGACGACACACGCGACCGCAGGGCGCGUUUCGCCAUCGACUCUCCCUUCUUCGCCGCCGCCAGAGGGUUUUCAGCGGAAACUCUUGUUCCAAGGAACCAGGAUGUGGGCUUAGCUGAGCUCCCAGCAACUGUGGCAGCUGUGAAGAAUCCAACUGGAAAAAUCGUGUAUGAUGAGUAUAACCAUGAGCGCUACCAGCCUGGGGACCCCAGCAAGCGUGCAUUUGCCUACUUUGUGCUGAGUGGUGGGAGGUUCGUUUACGCAUCUUUGCUGCGACUUCUCAUCUUGAAAUUUGUCCUGAGCAUGUCAGCAAGUAAGGAUGUUCUCGCACUUGCCUCACUUGAGGUUGACCUCUCAAGCAUUGAGCCUGGCACCACGGUAACUGUGAAGUGGCGUGGCAAGCCGGUCUUCAUCAGGCGGAGGACAGAGGAUGAUAUCAAGUUGGCCAACAGUGUCGAUGUUGCGUCCCUCCGCCACCCAGAGCAGGAUGCAGAGCGCGUCAAGAACCCCGAAUGGCUGGUCGUCAUUGGGGUCUGCACUCACCUGGGCUGCAUCCCGCUCCCCAAUGCAGGAGACUUUGGUGGCUGGUUCUGCCCGUGCCACGGCUCGCACUAUGACAUCUCUGGUAGGAUCCGCAAGGGCCCGGCACCCUUCAACCUGGAAGUGCCGACAUACAGCUUCUUGGAAGAGAACAAGCUUCUCAUCGGCUGA
This is a messenger RNA of Miscanthus lutarioriparius, 822 nucleotides long. NCBI's taxonomy places the organism in Eukaryota, Viridiplantae, Streptophyta, Magnoliopsida, Poales, Poaceae. The record is from the annotation of a GenBank genome assembly.